Messenger RNA from Cydia pomonella (codling moth), 1983 nucleotides. RefSeq lists its product as uncharacterized. The coding region runs from base 354 to 1025 and encodes 223 amino acids. Lineage: Eukaryota; Metazoa; Arthropoda; Insecta; Lepidoptera; Tortricidae. The transcript is spliced from 6 exons. The record is from RefSeq and is a predicted model, not a curated record.
UUUACUCAAAGAAAAAAUCCAAGAAGCUGGCCGUGUCACAAUAUUUGCAUUGUCAUGAUCUAUAAGAACAUUGUGGAAUUGUGCACCCCAGCACGUUACAUUACGGCUGACAGAAAGUAUGUAAAGGAUUUCGGAAUCGAGAAGAGAAUCUCGACUCCGCACUUCAGUUCGUAAAGACGAGCGCUGCGUGGCGGACGCGCGAUCGGGGAACUUCAUACUGCCCACACUUAUCGUCAAUAGUGAAAAGUAUCUCAAACUACGUAAACGAAAAAAGCGUAAGCCUGUACAUUAACAGAACGAGAAAUAAAAGUCAAAAGAAGAUAAGUAGAAAGUGAACGAAAGUGCUUGCAGAAAUGUUUUUGGUAGUGAUCAUUACGGUGUUUAUUGCAAGUGGAGAAAGCACGACACUGGGAGAAUCCGACAACUGCGACCCGAGCGAGCUGAAUAUAUGUGUAGAGAAGAUUCCGAAGACACCCGUUGGCUUGCCGAAGACGAAAGAGGAACUAGACACGCAUUGCCGGGUGUUUAACAUGGGGAUGAGCUGCAUGGACGCUUGGAUCCGCCGCUGCCUACCGACGGACGGACAAAAGCUGGUGCACCAGCAGAUCGGCGGCGCGCGCGCCAUUAUGCGCUUUCUUUGCGCGAACGAGACCACAGCGCUGCGACGGGAAUUCCUGAAGGAGCAGAGCUGCUGGGCCCGGGUGUCUCCGGAAUGGUCCAGCUGUGUGAACGAGUUACAGAGCGCCGUACGGGACAUCAGCGACCGCGCACAACUGUUCACGUACUUCAACAGGAACGGAGAGCUUUGCUGCGCGCGAGACGACUUCAUGGCCUGCGUGACGCAAGUGGGCCGCCUAUGCUCAGCCACCGCCGGGAACCUGCUCAAGCGCCUUGCCUGGGUGCUCGCGCAAGACGUGGCCGCCUGCAGUCAACCGCACGCCUACUGCACGGCCCCGCCGACUGCCGUCACCACACCUUUGCUGACCGCACUGUCAACGAUCUUACUAUAUCCACCAAGGCUCUAAGCUCAGUUUAAGCUAGAUAGAAUUAUUUAGUUAGAACGCUUGUUUUUACCGAAAAAUUGUCGUUUUCAACGAUCGACAAUUAUAGUUUUAAAGUUAAAAAUAAAACGUAAAAUCCCUUGUUAUGAAGAAGACGAUCAUUUUUACAUAGCGAAUGGACCAACCGAAAAUAGUGCUCCGUAAUUGUUUGAAGUACGUGUCAAGUUAAUUGCUACUACCUAUUCGCGUGGGUGCCAGCUAAAUACCGUCUGCGGUUAUACUAUGCCCACUGAGGCCCUAAGCUCAAUGUUAGUUAGAUAGAUAUCUUAAUUAUCAUGGACUUAAAAUCGUCCACCUAAUAUUUUUUCACCACACCUAAAUCAAGAGGGAUUGAUUGUUUAAAAACUAAUGAGAAAGUUGCAUUUUAUCCACACUUGGGGCAAAGUAAUCAGAUGCAAAUGUUGAGUUGUUUCCUUAUUAGCUGGUAGAAUUUACUUUUUAAUGAUAUUAUGUUCAUUUCGAUUUGAUUUAAUUUGAUUUGUUUGGUAAUUUAUAGUUAGUAUAUUCCUCGUGUUGGUGUGGUGAAAAAAAAAUUUGUUUCACUCGGGGGCGUACUUUGUAAAAUAAAUCAAUAAAUUUUGGCCCUUUAUUUAGAAUAUACUUUUUGCUUGUUUUUCUGUUGCAUUCAUAAAUCAUUAGUUAGUUUUCGAUAAAAAAGAUGAAUGGCCCACCGUCACUUAUAAUCUUAGUGUUGCUCAGAACUAAACAUUAAACGACCUUAAGAUGAAAUCGGUUGAAAGUUAGGUUUAAGAUCAAUGAAUUAUUGAUGUGAUGUGAUGUUAUUAAAGUAAAGUUUGUUAAAGUAAGCUAAGUAAUUGAAAUUGUAUGUAAUCAGAGUUGAGCGUAAAAUAAACAAAUCUAAAGAUUUAAUUGUACAAGGAAGUGGAGAUAAAAGAAAAUAUACAAAAUUUACACAAAAUAA